Messenger RNA from Rhizopus microsporus ATCC 52813, 441 nucleotides. Its product is annotated as U2-type spliceosomal complex subunit CWC24. The record is from RefSeq and is a predicted model, not a curated record. The annotation marks the transcript as partial. Gene Ontology annotation, molecular function: metal ion binding. The transcript has a single exon. Gene Ontology annotation, biological process: snoRNA splicing. Lineage: Eukaryota; Fungi; Mucoromycota; Mucoromycetes; Mucorales; Rhizopodaceae. Gene Ontology annotation, cellular component: U2-type spliceosomal complex.
GGACCACAACGUGCGCCUGCUAAUCUGAGAGUGACAGCACGAUUUGACUAUCAGCCUGAUGUUUGUAAAGAUUAUAAAGAGACUGGGUUUUGUGGAUAUGGAGAUUCAUGUAUAUUCUUGCAUGAUCGUGGUGAUUACAAGACAGGCUGGCAAUUAGAAAAAGAAUGGGAAGAAGCACAAAAGAGUGGAAGACAGUUUGGAGCGAACGAUCCCAAUAAAUAUGUUAUCUCUGACGAAGAAGACUCUGAUGAUGAAGAAUUACCAUUUGCCUGCUUGAUUUGUAGACAAGAAUUUGAUAACCCAGUUGUGACUCGGUGUCAUCACUAUUUUUGUGAAUCAUGUGCUCUCAAAAACUACCAAAAGACACCCAAGUGUUUUGCCUGUGGGAUGGCCACACAAGGUGUAUUCAGUACAGCCAAGAAUUUAUUGGCUAAAUUGAAA